AUGCCUCCACAGAGUUUGGAUUUUUGUUCCGUGUCACCGUUGGCCCGCCGCUUCGCAGCGCAAAACACGAGAAAGAAGCUUUCCGUUGACCACGAUCUGAAAUCAGAGGAAACAACAUUGGAGGAAAUUUUCUACAAGAAUUUCAACAAACGUAGGAUUGACGUCAAUGACGUUUACCAUGAUCAGAAAAGACGCCGAACUUCUGAGGUCCACCCGAAGUCAUCCCAAAUCAAUGACGUCAUCACAAAUGAGAGCCGACCGUCUACGAGUGACGUCAUUCAGGCGGUUGAACGGCUGUCGACGAACUCCGACCUUGUGGCAGAUGGGUCACGGGACAACGGGCUCCCGACCGUGGCCGGCAAACACAAGGAUCUCAUGGCCAUUUUGCCGGAAACGAUAUCAGCUGUACUGAAUGGCGACUACGAUCACCAUAUUGAUCACUUGACCGUCAUUGACUGUAGAUACCCGUACGAGUUUGAAGGAGGCCAUAUCCGGGGCGCCAUUAAUCUCUACACAAAGGACUCCAUCCGGAACUUCCUGAACGAGACAAUGACCUCAUCAGAAAAGAAUCACGUGAUCGUUUUUCACUGCGAGUUCUCAUCAGAACGAGGCCCAAAGAUGUACCGCCAUCUUAGAUCGCUGGAUCGUGAAUCGAACAAGAAUUCUUACCCACAACUGAACUUCCCAGAGGUUUACCUCUUGGAAGGCGGAUACAAGGAGUUUUAUCACCAGUUCCAGGACCAGUGCUUUCCCCAAAUCUAUGUUCCCAUGUUGCACCAGGAGCACGUGGACGACUUACGUCACUUCCGUGUCAAGUCCAAGUCGUGGGCGGCAGGCGACAAACCACGUCACAGAUCACGUUUAAGUAAAUCUGCUGGAAGUUCUCUCAGACUUACCUUCUGA
Mya arenaria is the source of this 903-nucleotide messenger RNA. RefSeq names its product M-phase inducer phosphatase 1-like. The transcript has 4 exons. Lineage: Eukaryota; Metazoa; Mollusca; Bivalvia; Myida; Myidae. The record is from RefSeq and is a predicted model, not a curated record. The coding region runs from base 1 to 903 and encodes 300 amino acids. Gene Ontology annotation, molecular function: protein tyrosine phosphatase activity. Gene Ontology annotation, cellular component: nucleus; cytoplasm. Gene Ontology annotation, biological process: positive regulation of G2/M transition of mitotic cell cycle; G2/M transition of mitotic cell cycle; positive regulation of G2/MI transition of meiotic cell cycle.